ACAACAUGGCGACCACGAGUGUCCCAAGUGAUGUCUAUCCAUACAUUUACUCGUUUUUAGUCGACAAUAAGCUGAAUAAAACUGCUAAAGUCUUCGUGAAGGAAGCUGGAAUAGAUCUGAAAUCAAGAACUCAAGUUGAUAACACUUUACUAGAGUGGUAUGAUGCAUGGAAUGCCGCACGUUUAAGGUCUGAGCAAAGCAAAAGAAAAAGAGAAAAAAUAAGCAAAAAUGAACCACCAAAAAAGAAGCGAAAAGCAAAUGAAUCUUCAUCAGAAGAUGAAAGUUCAGACGAAUCAGAGGAAGAAGAAAGUUCUGAAGAAGAGGAAGAAACAACAACACCUAAAGCAAGUAAAGUAAAACAAACCAAAAAGGAUUCAUCUAGUUCAGAAGAAGAAAGCUCUGAAGAUGAAAAACCAAAGAAAACAAAAAAUGAGAAAAAAGAAAGUUCAAGCUCAGAGAGUGGAGAGGAAAGUUCUGAGGAUGAAAAACCAAAGCAAAACAAAACAAAAGUCAAAAAUAAAAAGAAGAGUUCUUCAAGCUCAGAGAGUGAGGAUGAUAGUUCCGAGGAAGAAAAACCAAAGAAAAGUAAAAAAGCAACCAAAAAUGAUGAAAAAGCCAAGUCUUCAAGUUCAGAGAGUGAGGAUGACAGCUCUGAAGAUGAAAAGAAAAAGAAAAAUGAAAAAACAAAGAAAAGCAAAAAGAAAACCAAGAAAGAAUCCUCCAGUUCAGAAAGUGAAGAUGACAGUGAUGAAGAAAGUUCAGAAGAUGAAAAACCAAAGAAAAUGAACAAAAACGUCAAGGUAACAGAGCUAAGUAAAGACGAUUCCAAGCAUUCAAAGGCUCAAGAAAGUAGCUCGUCAGAGGAGAGUGAAAGUGAAGAUACAAGUGAUGAAAAUUCAUCCAAUCAAAAACCAAAAGUAACAAUUGCCGUUUCAAAACUGACAAAUGGAGUCAAAAGCAAAAAGAAAACCAAACAAAACAGCAAACAGAAAUCCCAAGCAGAUAGCAGUAGCUCAGAAGAAGAAAGCUCAAGUGAAGAUGAUGAGGAGGAAGAUUCCAGUGAUGAAGAACCUGCAAAGAAAAAAACAGCCAAAGAAAGUAGUGCUAAGAAGAGUAAAGCUUCAGAGAGUAGUGACUCGGAGAGCAGUGAGGAAGAAGAAAGUGAUGAAGAAGAGAAAGAAAAGCCUAAAAAGAAAAGCAAAAACACUUUGACCACUCCAGCUGCAUCAUCUACUCCAAAUGCCUUGAACACAUCAAGCAACAAGAAAGAGAACAACAACAAUAACGUCAAGACACCCUUUCGAAGGGUAAAAGAGGAAGAGAUAGAGGUUGAUCAUCGAUUAAAAGACAACAGUUUUGAGGCCAAGUUGGGAGCCACCGGUGACUGGGGCGAGAGAGCCAACAAAGAUCUAAAAUUCACCAAAGGCAAGUCCUUCCGCCAUGAGAAGACAAAGAAGAAACGAGGGAGCUAUCGAGGUGGUGCAAUCAGUACUACCAUUAAUUCCAUUCGCUUUGACAGUGAUUGACAUGUGAUUAGCACGUGACGGACGCGUAGAGCACGUCUAUGCUCUAUUGUACACGUGAGGCGUACCUGAGUUCAAAUGAGGUCCUUUGUCGUGGUUGUUUUCUUAGCAAUGAUGCAUUAACACAUGUAAACCUGAACAGACUCUUCUUUAGGUUGUCUUGAAUGCGAGGUUAACGUUGAAAUACGAAACAAAUGCCACAAA
Molecule: messenger RNA, 1727 nt
Organism: Actinia tenebrosa (Australian red waratah sea anemone)
Lineage: Eukaryota; Metazoa; Cnidaria; Anthozoa; Actiniaria; Actiniidae
Cellular component (GO): nucleolus; nucleoplasm
Molecular function (GO): protein binding
Source: RefSeq, a predicted model, not a curated record